AUGAGUAAGGACAUUGCAUCGAUGUUGGGAGGAUCAAGGGUGGUCAAAAAGAAAAUCGAAAAAAAGAAAUUGGAGAACUUAGCUCCACUGGCCACUCAAUCGUUCUCAGCACGAUGGAAGGUCUAUGGGUCCCACUGUAUCACCAACUUCCCCAGGACGGACGCUUUCAAGGACUACGUUGUACAGCAAUUGGGGCAGGACACUAAGAAAUUGAGGCUAGCUACCUUUGACCUAGAUGGUACGCUAACGCAAACCAAAACUGGCGGCUCGUUUGCUCGUGGUCCUGGCGACUGGCGCUGGUUCAGUGAGGUCACUAAGAGCAAGGUGAUUCAGGAAAUUAUUGAGAAGAAGUUCAUUCUAGUAAUUUUCACUAACCAGGGAGGUGUUAUCGCAUCCGAAGACGAUAAGUCUUCGAAAUCGUACCUCAACUUCAAAGAGAGAGUAAAUCAAGUGGUGACAUCUCUCGGGAAGGAAGUGCCCUAUCCAUUGGUAGUAGCAGCGCCAAAGCGGCCAAAGGGUAAACAGAAGGUGAUAAGCUCAGAGGCAGAUCAUGAGAGGAUGCGCAAGCCUGCAACUGGAAUGUUUGAGACUGUUUGUGAGUACUUUGAGGAUGUUUUUGGUGAUGUGGUCACUAUAGACAAAUUGGAAUCCUUUUAUGUGGGGGACGCCGCUGGAAGAGACCAAGAUUUUCUGGAUUCGGAUAAGAAGUUUGCUGAAGCUAUUGGGUUGCCCUUUUACACGCCCGAGGAAUUCUACGACAAGUGA
Candidozyma auris is the source of this 765-nucleotide messenger RNA. Its product is annotated as polynucleotide 3'-phosphatase. Bases 1 to 765 code for a protein of 254 amino acids. The record is from RefSeq and is a predicted model, not a curated record. NCBI's taxonomy places the organism in Eukaryota, Fungi, Ascomycota, Pichiomycetes, Serinales, Metschnikowiaceae. Gene Ontology annotation, molecular function: ATP-dependent polydeoxyribonucleotide 5'-hydroxyl-kinase activity; polynucleotide 3'-phosphatase activity; double-stranded DNA binding. The transcript has a single exon. Gene Ontology annotation, biological process: DNA repair.